Messenger RNA from Verruconis gallopava, 2310 nucleotides. RefSeq lists its product as uncharacterized. The transcript has a single exon. Lineage: Eukaryota; Fungi; Ascomycota; Dothideomycetes; Venturiales; Sympoventuriaceae. Gene Ontology annotation, biological process: regulation of DNA-templated transcription. The record is from RefSeq and is a predicted model, not a curated record. Gene Ontology annotation, molecular function: zinc ion binding; DNA-binding transcription factor activity, RNA polymerase II-specific. Bases 219 to 1757 code for a protein of 512 amino acids.
GCCGGAAGUGCUCCCGGCGGACAGCCGCCAUGGUCAUGCCGCCACACGGCUUCGGCGUCUUGGCCGUAGGCACGCUCCAUAUAUACAUAAAACUGCGAUGAAGAGCUCUCUUACAGUAGUUCUUCCUGCACGUCAUCCGCGCCCACUUCCCUAGUGGAGCUUGCGCGACGAUUCCAUGCCUCUCACGGUAUCGUGAGGCUCGCCGAUUGCGUCUAGUCAUGGAAGACUUCGGCGGCAACAAGCGCGAGCAGGCGCCAAUUAAUCCACAGCCUGAGCCUCGUCCGCCUCAUCCUGAUUUUCAUUCUGACAGCAAAGUUAAAAAGAAGACAAGAGCAUCUCGGCAACAAGUCGCCGUCGCUUGUCUGCCUUGCCAGAAGCGAAAAUGUCGCUGUGACGGGAAAAGGCCGGUGUGCUCCACGUGCGUGACUCGUGGAAAGGAUUGCGAGUACAACAUUGACGAAGGCAUGUCGCGCGUGGCACAUUUAAAAGAGAAAAAUAAAACGCUCGAAGAAACAAGCAAAGAAUUGCAGGCAGUUAUCGAGAUUCUUCGAAAAGGCUCCGACAGCGACGCGGCGGCCGUACUUGCCCGCCUACGGGUAGGUCAUUCCAUAGCGUCGAUUCUCAAGGAAGCGGAGACCAAUGCGAGCUCAUCGCGUUCAACUCAAGACAGUCCGAAGGAGAGAAGAUCCGACUUACGGAGGGGCCUUGAAAUUGACAUCAGAACGGAGAUACCCUCGGUUCUCAAGAACAGCAAGAUCUUUAACCGUGACGAUUGGACCCGAUUAGGCCAAUCAAGAGGUGCGACAACGUUUUUGUACUCGAGUGGACGUAAACACUCAUCACAAGGUAAACAGGCCACAUGGUCGCGGAGCUCUGCAACGUCUCACUCAGCCAACAAUCCUCAAUCUCAAGCUCCAGCUACAGCUCACCGCAGUCCUCCGCUCAUGAUCCAGUAUAAUGAGGCAGGAGCUCUCGGAGACGUCAAGCUACACAACUUUGGCAACCUGGAUUUCUCCAGCGGAAUUCGAGCAAAUAAUUACCCGUCAAGCAUACAAAACCAGCAGGUCUCCAAUCUCUUCACACCUCAGUGGGCGAAGAUGAUCGUUCCAAUCAUGCUGCCAGAGGGACAUCCAAUGAAGGCAAUGCAUGACUCAAUGCUGGAUAUGUGGUCAGAAGGGCGACGCCUGCUCCAAGGAGGCGCAUCUCUACACAGCAUCGCUGGCUCUCAUCCUCAAUUGUCGGCUAUCUUGAACGAUCAAGACUACGAGCGAGCACCCAUACUAUCGCAGUGGGCUAGUCGGUUGGUCUACAGCAUUAAAGAGUCGAAUCGAUAUUUCGUCUGUUAUGCAAGCAUGUACGUGUUUUGGUGGGUUAUGCGGUGGAUGAUAGCACCGUCACCGGAAACGUAUUCGGCUAUUCCAGAAGUUCUCCGGCCGUCGCCUACUCAGCUCUUUAUGCCGCAUCUACUUCCCAUUGAGUUUUUUUCCUGGCCAGGUCUGCGAGACUAUCUGGUUCGAGUGCCCGAGAAAUUCGAGGAAUGGGAAUGGAUGCUGGACAUGAGCCAGAAUGUUGCGUGUGAGUGCCCACUUCCCAAAGAACAGAUCCUAGUUGUAAGCCCUAUCGAUGGCGAACUUGAGCUAAGUCCCGAAGCCUUGGCAUGUGUCAGCGAUGUUGACAAAUGGAGUGUCAAGCCGAGCUUUCGGCAGUACUUUAUGGAUGCAGACAAAUAUAUGAGAAUCAGGUGGGAUGAUGAAUAAUACUUGGACAGCCUGUUUGGCUCAUUCCGAACGCUGCAGGGUGCGGGUCGAUUUAAAACGGACAUUGCGCACUAAAGGCAGCGGUACAGAGAGGGACCAAAUAAGAAUAUCGGCUGAGUUGUAUACAAUAAUUUGCCUUCCAUUGAGUCUUUGUCGGGAAAACUUGAUGAGGCUGUCUUGGCAAACCUAUUGUUUUCUACGUUCAAAACCAGGACCCCAUGUCCCUUUGUGAAGCUCGCUUGUCUGAGUACGAAAGCCCUCGAUUUGGCUUAUCGAAGACAACAAGCGAGCGAGGUGCUGCUGUUGCUCUUCGGCGCGAAACAAAGGGGCAUCCGAAAUGAUUCGAUAUCCGCAGAAAGCACUCUCUCAUCCUUCGUACACUUCGAAGCGCUUUUAAACCCCUGGUAAAAAUAACCGAGGAUCUGCGUUAGGGUUGUAUGCCUUCACGUAGAAGAUGUCUUGCUGGAGUGCGGCUUAUGUACAAACGAUACUAUCAAAGGCUUGUGGGGGCAAGAUAGAGAAUCUUCACAGCGAUGAACCUGUGUACCGAUUG